Messenger RNA from Parasteatoda tepidariorum (common house spider), 4667 nucleotides. It is a transcript of the gene Paf-AHalpha, whose product is annotated as Platelet-activating factor acetylhydrolase alpha. NCBI's taxonomy places the organism in Eukaryota, Metazoa, Arthropoda, Arachnida, Araneae, Theridiidae. The record is from RefSeq and is a predicted model, not a curated record.
AUCGUAAUCGUUUUUUGUUUAAUAGAUAUUUUUUGUUGUGGUGUUUUCUCCUCUAUCAGGGAUAGUGAUAUUGUUUAAAAUUUUUAAGUUUAUUAAUAAUUUUUGAUGAAAAGUGCUAGACAAUUUUUAUAAGACGGUGUUGUUCUCUAUUAAAAAUUGAAAUUUUCAGAAUUACUUCUACUGCUUUGUUUUCUACUUGUUUAAAAUGACUCUAGCAAGUGAAGCUGCUCCACCAGAAGAUAAGCGAGGUGAUGACAGAUGGCUUUCUAUUCACAAACAUUUUCUAAUAUCUGCAAGGGAGCAAGAGCCAGAAGUUUUGUUUUUAGGAGAUUAUGUUGUAAGCAUGGCUGCUCAUACUGAAAUGUGGGAAAAAUUGUUUGCUCCUCUUCAUUGUCUUAAUUUAGGCAUUGCUGAAGAUGAAACUCAAAAUGUCUUGUGGAGGAUUCAAAAUGGAGAAAUUGACUCUACUGAUCCAAAGAUAAUUGUUUUGGGUGUUGGUGCAAACAAUAUCAAUCAUUCCGCUGAAGAAAUCGUAUCUGGAAUUUUGAGCUGUGCUAAUGCUAUAAUUGAGAAAAAACCUAAUGCAACUCUUAUUCUUUUGAAACUCCUACCAUGUGGUCGCAAACCAAACCCUCUUCGUAGCAAAAUUAAUGAAGUCAAUGAAAAGUUGAAAUCUGCAACCCAUGGACUUCCUAACACUCAAGUCAUAGAUAUUGAUCCUGGUUUUGUGCAGCCAGACGGCCUGGUAUCUCACCACGAUUUGUAUGAUUAUUUACAUCUCACGCGGUCUGCGUAUAGUAAAUCUUUUGAAAUAUUAUACGAUUUGUUACAACAAAUUUUGACUGAUUCUGUAAAUUCUCAAGAUGCUGAAUAAUCUACCCCUGACUCAGAAAUAUGUGUCCCUCCCCCUCUUUUUUUUUUUUUUCAUUUGCUUUUGUGAUAUUGUUCCUAUAUCAUUUAUAGUAAUUAUGUGUUUAUAAAAUGUCAACAAUCUGUGAGUUGUAGGAAGGGAAUCAUUUUGUUUAAAAGAUUAAUUUGUCAUAAUCAAGUGAUUUGUUGUGAUUAAUGCUUAAACCAAUUUAAAAUAGAAUAAGUUGUAAGAAUUUUUGAUUGCCAGUGGAAGAUCACAUAGUAAUUAUGGAAGUAAAACCACAUAUUCAAGCCUAUAAAAUUUAUAACUGUUUACCUUUUUUUUAAUAGUUAUUUUUAUUUAAACAUAAUAACUUUUAAAAAAAAAUUUGAGAGGGAGAAUGGUUUUUUUGGGGAAAGUAGUAUUACAGCCUAUAAAAUUGUAAAUAUCGUUAUUAUUUUCUCAAUUGGUGUUAAUUUUAAAAUGCUUAUUAUUUGUGUGGAUCAAAAUUGGGUUACUUCCUAUUGUAAUUAGUGUUUAAAUCUAUUGAAAAUUAAAUAAAUUAUAAAAUUUUUUGAAUGUCAGCUGAAGUUAAUUACGUAAUUAUCAAGUCAAACGUAUGUUAGUUAAUUUGAAAGUGAAAUCUCAUAUUUAAGCUUUAAAAAAGUACAAUUUCUUUUUUUUGUUCUUUUUUUAUGUAAAAAAAAUUUGUUUUUUUUUUCUUCCUGAGCUGAAAGUUGUAUUCCAGUUGUAUACACUUAAAAUUGCAAUUAGUUAAUAUUUCUUUAAAGGAUAUAUAUUUUUUAACAAGGUAAUUUUUGGGUUAGAUUUUGGGCUUCUUAUCUUUCUUCACAUCUAAGUAUAGCUCAUAAUAAAUUCUACUUAAAAAGGUAAAGUGAUUAUUCACACCUUCAAAAUUAUGUUGAUCUAAUAAUUUGGUAGUUUAUUUCAAUUUGAAAAUACAUAAAUUCAGAAAAAUAUAUAAAAAUUAUGUUUAAAACUUGCUGAAUUUUAAUAAAUAAAAAAAAAUUUGAGAUAAGUUUUGAUUUGAGACAGCCUUACUACUGAAUACUGACUGCAUUGUUCAUCAUUAAAUGAGUAAUCUACUUGAAUAGACAUGUUUGGAAACUGUGAGAUGUAUUCCUUAUAAGUUUCUGACAAAUUUCCUGUUCCUGGUUAAAUUUUUUUAAUUGAUAAUGGAAUAAAAAAAGCUGUCAUGUUUUUAUAUUCUAAAAAUCUGUGAUUAUAGUGCUAAAUCCAAAAACCUGAAACCAUUUGUACAGAUAGUUUUAAUCACUUAUUUACACUUACGACAUUUGAAAAAUAUUUUUUCGCCGACUUUGUUUUUAUAAAAAAAGUUUCAUUUUUUAUUUAAUUCAGCUAAUUUAAAGAGGGAACAUUUGUUUAAAAUAGCUUUGUUUACAAUUCAUACUGUUUUUUAGUAAAAAAAUUUGGUUUUUAAGUUUAAAUUAUAAAAACACCUACUGUAUGUGAAAAAAAAAAUUCCAAAAUGUUUAUAUUGUGAUUAAAUAAAAGAGUCUGUUAUUUGCUCUUUGGUAUAACUCUUGAUGUAUGAUAUGAAAUAAAUUAUAUCUUGUAAGAGUUGCUUCAAUGUUUAUAGGUAUCUUAUAUUUUUUUAUUUAUCAAUAUUAUCAAAUCUUGUUUUCCAUUUUAUAAUUGUUAUGUGUUGUUAUUUAUAUUCUUAAUUUUUUUUCCCUUGUAUAUAUUUGCUGCCAUUUUUGAAUGUAUUAAAAAUGAGUUUCUUGAGGUUUAUGAAUUGCUUUGAGUAUGUGAUUGUUUUAAGAUGUUUAAAUUUAAAAAUGGAUUUUAAUUUAAAAAAUGCUUGUUUGAAUUUUUGAACAUUGACCUAUUUUGUAAAAGAUAAACUUUUCCUUUGCUUUGUAUAAUAUAAAUGAUUGCUUAUUUUUUUUUUCACUCAUUUUGUGAACAUUCAUACAUUGUUCUCAUUUCAUAGAUUCAUUUGAUGUAAUCACAAUCUAAUAAUUUUUUUCUUUUGAGAAUGUCUUAAAUUUGAUUUUAAAACAAAAGAAAUAUCCUGUUUAGAAAAAGCCAAUGUCUGAAAAAAAGCAUGCAGUUUUGGAAGCAUAAUUAUGUAUGCAGAUUGUCAAAAGGUUACAGUUUACGCAUUGUUUUCUUGUUACAUAAUAAAUAAAAUAAUUUUCUAAACCCUGUAAGAUCUGAAAUGAGGAGAAAUAAUUUUUAUAAAAUAUUUACCUUUGCAUUUCUUCUCUAUUUUAUAAUAUUGGGAAGACACUAGAUCACAUUUACAAAAAAACUGGAAUGAACACUUAAAAGAGUAAAAUUUUCCCAUAUUAUUGAUAUUGUGGGUUUACCAAUGUUAAGAUAGCCUUUUAAUUAAAUUGUCUAAUGCCCUUUCUUUUAGCUGUAGUAAUUUAUAUUCAAGGUUAUAAUACUCUUCUAAAAUGUAUUAUUUCAACUCUAAAUCAUUUUUUUAGCUUUUAAAAAAUCUGAUGUAUGCUGUUUUUUAAAGCUACAAGUUGUAUUUCUUUAACCUUUUCAAUUAUCUUUUUUUUUCAUUAAAUAUAUAUUUCAUUAUUUUGAAAUAUAAUAGAGUAUUUUAAUUUGAACAAGUUACAUUAAAAAAGAAGAAACAAAUUCAAUCAUUCUUUCAAACCUAACCAUUAAGUUUUUUUUAUUGAAGAAGAAUUUACAAAAAAAUUGCCUCCGGAGCAAAACUGUAUAACAUUUUUUCAAUAAAUAACAGGAAUAAAGCAGGUUAUGUUGCAAAAAAAAAAAGCAACAAGCUUUAUGUUCAGUUUGUAAAGGAAAAAAGAAAGAAAGAAAUCAGAAGUAACUCAUAUUUUUAUUAAAUAGAGAACAUUUCAAGAUGGCUAUCCCAAAAAUGACAAAUGUAAAGAGAUAGAAAUGCAUAAUUUGCUACGAUUUAUUCUCACCAAGUUUCAAAAUCAGUUACAAAGUUCAUUAACCGAGGGCACUGUCAACUAAACUAUUGAAAAAUCUUUUUAAAAUUAACUCCAAAGCUAUAAGAAUGGGACUCAGUUUGAAAAUUAAUAUUAAGAGGCUCAUGCAAAUAUUUCAAUUGGAAUGUUUUAACGCUCAGCAAGUAACAUAGUAUAAUGGUUUUAUCUGUCAGAAGUUUUAUAUGUUGAUGAACUUUGUAACUAAUUUUUAAAUUUUAUGAGAAUAAAUUCCUAAUUUCCCAAGCAAAUUGUACAUUUCUAGCUCCCCAAAUUUUUCAUUCGGCUUUUUUUGGGGUAAGAUUUUAUUUUGUGGGGUCCUAAAAAGUUGCUAAAUUAUUGACAUCAACAAUGCUUAUUUAUCAUGGUAAUAUAUUUUUUUUAUGUCCCUCCCUGAAAUGGAAUAUUCCUUGUUUUUGUGAAACCAAGAAAUAUCAUUCAAUUAAUAUUUAUUUGUUCUUUACAUUGAUAAAAUUAAUAUGAAGAGUUUUAAUUUUUUGGCCUGCACAAACAAUUUUUUUAAUUUUCUGUUCUGAUUAAGCAAAAGUGUUUCUAUGGGCUGAAGCUUUAAAUUGUAAGCACAGAUCUGGAAUGUAUGCACAAAUGUAGUUCUUGAAUAUGCUUCAAACAGUUUGAAUGAAAAACUAAUAUUCUGCUGCUGGUGCCUUCUUUAGUGGUUAAAAAAGUACCAAUGAUCUCUGUGAAUGCAAUAUUUGUUGUACAGUAGGUGUGCAUGAAGCCUGUUUAUGAGAAUAUGUUAUCACUUAAGUUUUUGAAGUGUUGUCUAUAGCUGUAUUUUUAUAUCAUUGUGCUAGCAUCUGUUUCAGAAAUAAAAAUCAUCUUUUUGACUUGCUUAA